Messenger RNA from Mauremys reevesii (Reeves's turtle), 2388 nucleotides. RefSeq names its product cadherin related family member 4 (gene CDHR4). The record is from RefSeq and is a predicted model, not a curated record. Gene Ontology annotation, biological process: homophilic cell-cell adhesion. The transcript has 20 exons. Gene Ontology annotation, cellular component: cell-cell junction; membrane. Lineage: Eukaryota; Metazoa; Chordata; Testudines; Geoemydidae. Gene Ontology annotation, molecular function: calcium ion binding. Bases 1 to 2388 code for a protein of 795 amino acids.
AUGGGGCCGCAUGGGCACCAGUCCUUCCUGCUGCUCCUGGCCCUCUGUGCCACAGGGGCCUUCGUCAGCGCCACAGUGCUGUCCGGCCUGCCCACCACAGUGAGCGUGAUGGAGAGUGCAGGACCGGGUACGAUCAUCGUGGAGUUCAACUUGACCUGCCAGAAUGAGAGCAGCGUCCCCACCCCUGCCCCUACCCUGCAGAGCACCCCCCCGACCUCCUUCUUUAACCAACCCACCAUCACCCGCCACACGAGCCGAACUGUCCACUACAGCGUGCAGAUCACGCUGAGCCCCAGUGCGGCGCUGGAUGCGCGGCAGGUCAAUCAGUACACACUGACCCUGGAGGCCACCUGCCCAGGGGAGACGCCUGCCAACGGCCAGCUCUUCGUCCAGGUCCACACAGUGGAUGCCCCCCCCCAGUGCAUGGCCAGGUUUGCUAGCCAAGUGGGGGAGCUGGUGCAAGUCCCAGAGGAUGUGGCACCCCUGACGCCCAUCUACACCGUGGUCCUGCGGCGGCCGGCUACCGGGCUGAGUUUCACCAUAGAAGACAAUGACUCGCCCCUCACCAUCGACCACACUGGGCAGGUGCUGGCACCAGGAUCGGGCUUCAUCCCAGCCCAUGCCGGCCAGGCGUUCAGGCUGCAGAUCCUGGUGACUGACAGGAGCAGGAGAAACUGCAGUGGGGCCGUGACAGUGAGGGUGCUGCCCGUCCACCACCCCCGCAUCAACUUCACGGUGGAGUGGCGCCACGUGGCCGUGCUGGAGAAGAGAGGUGCCAUGCAGCUUAUCACGCAGAUCCAGGCCCAGGGGGACAACGUGCGCUAUGAGAUCAUCACCCCAGCCGCCCACAGGCUCUACACCAUCGAUGCAGUGACUGGCGAGCUCCGCAACACCUACGAACUGGACCUGCAGCGCUCCCCAGAGGUGGCACACACCCAGCUGCUGGUGCGGGCCUACAACAUGCUGCACCCCAGUGACAGCGACACCAUGGGCCUCAACAUCACUGUGCUGUCCACCAACACACUGGCACCCCGCUGCUCGCCCGCCGUCUUCCUGGCUCAGUUAUCUGAGGACAUUCCCAUUGGCUGGACUCUGGUGACGCUGACAUGCAUGGACCCAGAUGCCAGGAACAGCUCCCUGCGCUACCAGGUGGAGGGCGACCAGCACUCACGCUACAGCUUCCGCAUGCAGGGGCCACAGCUGCAGGUCAACGAGACCCUGGACUACGAUUCAGCUGCCAGUGCCCGCUUCCAGUACGUGGCCACCAUCUUGGUGACAGACAGUGGGCAGCCCCCGCUGAGCACCCGUGUGCCCGUGCUGGUGACGGUGACUCCGAAGAACGAGCAUUCACCUGCGUGCCCAGCCAGCACCAUGUUCAGCGUGCCAGAGGAUGCAGCCUUCGGUGACACAGUGGGCCGGGUGAAUGGCACAGACCUAGACUACCCCUUCAACAACAUUGAGUACAGCAUUGCUGGAGGUGCUGGCGCCAAUCCGCCCGCCUUCUACAUUGGCCCACGCACCGGUGAAAUUCACGUGCUUGGGCCCCUGGACUACGAGAGCAAGCAGGUCUAUAUCCUGACCGUGCAGCUGCGGGAUGUGGCCAAUGAUGCAGAUCCACGGCACCAGCGCAGUGUGCUGUGUGACAUCACCAUACAAGUGCAGGACACAAAUGACCAGCCCCCACGCUGCACGCCCCCCUUCCAGGAGUUCUUCAUCUACUCCACCCGGGACCCCAGCCUGCCCCUUGUGCAGUUGCAGUGCUCCGACGAGGACAAGAGCACCGUGCUGCCCCUGACCUACACCCUUGUGGGAGGCAACACCAAUGGGCGCUUCCGGCUGGCAGGCAGCACCCUGCUGCACUCCGCUUUCUCCUACCCACCCGACAGCAUUCGUGAGCCCCACACCUUCGAGCUGCUGGUGGAAGUGACGGACAGCCUCAGUAUGCCACACCACAGCACCACAGCCACACUGGUCGUGCACGUGACGCCCUGGGCCACUACCACGCCCAGCACCACCACUACACGCACGACCCUGCAGAAGGAGCCGCUAGUUGUCACCCACACCGAGUGGUUCUGGGCACCCUCACCCUGGUUCGUGGCAUUGCUGACCGUCUCCAUGGUGUUGCUGCUGGUGGCGCUGGCAUGGCUGGCCUGGAAACUCCUGUGCAGGCCUUCUCCGGGCAAGUCAGCGCAGCCACUCCUACAGGACAGGGCCUCGUUAGACUCACAUCUGGCAAAGAACAACGCAGCCCCGGGAGAGCUGGAAAAGGAGACCAGCCGCGCCAGUGUCCUCAGCCUGCAGGAGCAGUUUGAUGGCCGCGCCCAGGACCCCAUUACAGGUCAGGAUUACCUCUUCAACAGCAGCACCGGAGCGCGCCGCUGGGUCUGA